This is a messenger RNA of Drosophila grimshawi, 792 nucleotides long. RefSeq lists its product as uncharacterized. The transcript has 2 exons. Bases 1 to 792 code for a protein of 263 amino acids. The record is from RefSeq and is a predicted model, not a curated record. Lineage: Eukaryota; Metazoa; Arthropoda; Insecta; Diptera; Drosophilidae.
AUGUUCAAGAAUUGUAUUCCACUCUUGCUGUUCUUCACAGCCUGUGUGGCCUUAACCUCUGGGGCUAAAAUCAGUUCAGGGGAGGCCUUAACGCGCAAUGCGGUACUAACUGGAAUUCAGCCACGCUUCAUUGGCUGGAAUAGACGUGGGAAUGAUAAUCAGCAGCCGCCCAUUAUUAUUGUGCAACCCAACCAAAAUAGUGACAGGCACCAGCAUAGUCCUUCCUACUGGCCUGACUACUAUCCUUAUCCAGGAGUGGCACCACCACGCCGUCCACCUUUCCAGUUUCCUGGACUUGGUGAAUAUCUGAACGGUAGCGGAUCGAUCGUCAUUGUUAACCCUAACAAUGCACAGAAUUUGAGUUUCCAAGGUGCUGCUCCAGCUGCCACUGAUGCUGGCGCAGGCGGAGGCGGACGCAGAAGCGCACCCCGAAACAUUGGCUAUCGUCACAAUGUGAUUCCCGUUGUUGAGUUACUGCAAGGCAGCAUUGCGGAUGAAAAUUUCGAUGAGAUCAAUUUACCGAGCUAUGAGCCGGAGGCAGCAGGCGCAACUGCAGCAAUUGCCAAACCGGCACCGGCACUGGCACCGGCACCGGCUCCAUAUGACGGCGAUGAGUAUCCAUUUGACGGCAUUGCAUCCGAUGAUGAGCUGGCCCUGCUGGAGCGACAGGCUAGUCGAGGCCUGAGCACCAAAAAUUUGCUGUCAUUUUUGAUACAGGACAAGCGACGAAGGCGCUUCCAGGAGGCAAUCGCCGGUAUCUACUUGAAGAACUACAAUCAGAAUCGAAAGUGA